Molecule: messenger RNA, 3892 nt
Organism: Asterias rubens (European starfish)
Lineage: Eukaryota; Metazoa; Echinodermata; Asteroidea; Forcipulatida; Asteriidae
Product: kinesin-like protein KIF19
Exons: 19
Coding region: 446-3739 (1097 amino acids)
Biological process (GO): microtubule-based movement
Molecular function (GO): ATP binding; microtubule binding; microtubule motor activity
Source: RefSeq, a predicted model, not a curated record
AACCAAUCCUGCAUUGAAUCGAAUCCUAUCCUGUCAACAAGACAGUAACUUUCACUAUUAUUUUAUCUUUUUUAACAAAAGUAACACAAGCUGAAACCGAAGUAUUCGAGAGCUCAAGGAUCAAGGAUAGUUAUUGAACAAUCUAGUGUUUAUUGUAUCAACCAUUUUCUCGCCAGAAGUGUUUUCCCCCAAGGACAACAUGCGGUAGUUGCUGACCGUACGGUCGUGUUUCGUCACCGGACAACGCACUGCGGUCUCCCGGGUCUUGAACGUUUCAGCCCGGGUGGACAUCAUGGCAGAUCACGCUGAAACCAAGAUCCUGCACCGGCGUGCCAGUUGUUCCAAUUGGCGACAUUAUUGAGUUGAAACGUUAUAGUUCGUUGUAUUGUUUUAAUCUACAAACAAAAUAAGUGAUUCUGACAUUGAAGUCGAACACACAUUCAGGAUGGAGACUAAAGACAAGAAAAACGAGUGGAAAAAUAGUCAACUAACGGUAGCCGUAAGGAUCCGACCUAUGACCCCUGGAGAGACCGAUAUUGGCAGCUCAAUGAUAGCUCAAGCAGUCGAUGAUAAUAUUGUAGUGUUGUUGGAUCCCAUGGAGGAUCCUGACGACAUCCUCAGAGCCAAUCGGUCCAGAGAAAGACACUACGCUUUUGACCGUGCAUUCGGUCAGCACUCCAGUCAGGACGAAGUGUACAUUCAGACGACAAAGAGUUUAAUUCAGAGUGUAUUAAAAGGCUACAAUGGAACUGUCUUUGCAUAUGGAGCCACUGGGGCUGGGAAAACCUACACAAUGCUUGGCACGGACUACGAGCCGGGCAUCAUGGCCCGUGCACUCAAUGAUUUAUUUGAAACGAUGAACGCCAGGAGUGAAGACUCUGUCUACAAAGUCACCAUGUCAUAUCUUGAGAUUUACAAUGAGAUGAUUCGUGACUUGUUGAAUCCUGCGUCGGGUUACUUAGACCUGAGAGAAGAUGCAUCUGGAAAUGUCCAAGUAGCUGGCAUCUCUGAGGUCUCAACGGACUCCACUAAAGAGGUGAUGUCAUUAUUAAUGGAGGGUAACAAGGAGAGAACUCAAGAGCCAACGGCCGCCAACAAGACGUCGUCCCGAUCUCACGCCGUGCUGCAAGUCACAGUCCAAGAGCGUAACCGGGUGCAUACGACAUCGCAGGAAGUGCGCAUCGGAAAGUUGUUCAUGAUUGAUCUAGCUGGGUCUGAGAGAGCUUCACAGACGAAGAAUCGUGGUAAGCGGAUGAUAGAGGGCGCUCACAUCAACCGCUCAUUGCUGGCUCUCGGUAAUUGCAUCAAUGCGCUGUGCGAGGGUGGUAAAUACGUCAAUUACAGAGACAGCAAACUCACUAGGAUAUUAAAGGACGCAUUGGGUGGUAACUGCAAGACAGUAAUGAUUGCCAAUAUCAGUCCAGCAAGCAUCCUGUUUGAGGAAUCUCGUAACACACUGCUCUAUGCUGACAGAGCCAAGAACAUCAGGAUGAAGGUGAAGCAGAAUCUAACAAACGUGACGUACCACAUGGUGCAGUAUACCAACAUCAUCACUGAGCUACGCCAAGAGAUUGUUAGACUCCAGAAGAAGAUAGCUGAUCAGGACAAGUUUAAAGGAUCCACAUCGCAGCUGCAUGAAACCAAAUCGGAAGACACUCUUCAUAACAGAGAUGAGAUGGACAGGCUGAGGCAACAGCUUAUGGCCAACUUCCAGAAGCAGAUGGGCAUCAGGCAACAUAUGAUGGAGAUUGAAAACAACAAGUGGGAGGUGGCUGUGCAGAUCAACAGACAGAUGGCAAUUAUUACAGAAUGGGACCAAGAGAGAUCAAGAAGCAAAGAGAUUCAUAAGGAAGUGGACAACAGAUACAAAGAACGAGACCUUGAGAAAGAAAUUGAUGCGGACAGCAUAACAUCCGAGACUCCUGAGCCUGAAGACAUCAUCAACGCCAGGGAGGAAAUCGCUGUCUUAGUGAGGCGACAGAAUACGCUGGUCACCAGUCAGAAGGAGCUGGAAGGCACCUUGGAAGCCGUCAGGAGGGACGCCAACAGCCUGGAGGAAGUCCUCCCAAAGAAGAUCACCAGCGAGGAGCAAGGGGAGAUACUGAGCAUGCUGUGUAAGGUGCAUGAGUUAGAGAUUGAAAACACUGAAUUGAAAUCCCAAGCGUUGAUUCACAAGCACAGUACUGAGCAGAAGGAGAUGCUGAUUCGAUGCUAUGAGAAACAUCGCUUACUCUGUGAUAAGAUUAUCCAAGAGCAGAGGGCGCUCAUCAACAAGCAUGGCAUCUUCCGUCCGCAGCAGCUGGAGGAUUGGUACGAUCAGUACACAUCAGCUGUGUUUGAUGAAAUGACACUCGUCAAUACGAACCCCAGUCUACAAAACAUGAAGGAGAUCAAGGCCACGUCUAUGUUGAACCUCCGCGCUUUAAAAGCUUUGCAAGAAGGAAAUGAAGACAGCUAUCCAGAGAAAGAAUCCACGGACGUCAAGAUGAGACCAAAGAGAGCGUCACACCUAGCAGAAGAGAGCAAGUCAAGCACCAACCAGCCUCGGGUUUUCAACCCAAGUCCGAGGGCCCACCAGCUACGUCAGAAGGCAGACCUGAGCUCCUUGCCUAAGCUCAAAGUGAACUCCACUUCUCCCCCGGUGACCAAGCACGAGAGCCUUGAGAUGUUAAACGACCACAGCAAGAGACCAUCGUCUCCCGGGGAUGCCCUGAAGACGGCUCGGUCGAUGCAUGAACUGGAGUUUCCCGACUCUGAUCAAGAUAUCUUGAGCGAUCGGAAGGAGAUCGUUCAGCGGACUAAGAAGAUCGCCGCGAUCGCCGCGCAGAAACGCAACUCGCAGAAGUACUCUGAUAAGAGCAACAACCGGAUGGAUAAACUCAACCUACAUGAGAAGACUAUCACCUCACUACGAUCGGUUCACGAAGUGCCGGAGACCGACACGGACCGUGAGUACUUGACCAUGAGUAGGCUGUCCGAGCACAACAACGUCUACAACAGCCAUAUUCACGAUCAUGACGACAAUAUAUCCAUCGUGACCUUGGACCGGCGAAGCGAUGGUAUGUACUCCAACGUGAACCUGAAGCAGUCAAGAUACAGAGGGGGCAACUACAACAACGAUCACGAUGACACCAUGUCCAUCAUCACCCUGGACAGACGGAGUGAAGUCACCGAAGGCUUCUCAAAUUCACAUCUCAGAAACCCUAAGCAUAAAACCGGAGGAGGUGGUGGCAUGAAACAACGGAUGACAGACAAGCAAAUGGCUGAUAAACGUCGGCGGAGAGGUCUCGGUUAUGAAUCUAGUGGUCACGUGUUGUACAUGCCCUCUAAGGGUGGCUUCAACAGAGCUUAUCCGGCCGUGGAGUCACAGAGUAAACAUGGGAAGAAGUUUACCCCGAGGUCAAACGACCAACAUCAGACAGGAAGAGUGAAAUAUCCCAUCAUACAUCAUGCCGGUGAGCAAGAUGCAACAACAUUGGGUUCAGUCGGCACACCGACCAACAUGAAUGUCAUACACCAAAUAGGAGCAGAGAGAGGCCGAGGCCAGACACUCCAUAAGAAAUCAAGGGGUAUUUCAGUUAACGACCCUACCAGUUACAGCUCUACUCAGCUUGCAGGCAAGCAGCAAACGGGCAAACGCCACCAGCCGAGCUACCCCGUUUAUCACCGCAAGAACAUGCUGGCCGUCUCGGGCUUCGGCUUGGGGAAAAAGGAGAGAUAUGGAGGGCGGAAACUUUGAACGAGAGAAAAAUAUCAUUAGACACUCAGGGUGUGAUUCUUGAAAUAGCCGAAGUUUAAAUGCUUUGGCUACUUUUUGUAGAUCAACUUUUUGGCCAUUACACAAAUCACUACUCACUGUGAAUGAAGAUGUAUGUGAUAAUAAUAAUAAUAA